AUGUUUGGUGUCCCAUACAAGAACAAUAUGGGAAAAGAAGAGGAGGAAAAUCUGCUGGAAACCACCGAGAUAUCGUCACAGUCGUCGAAGAGGGACCUACAGCUUCUGCCCCUCCUUCUCAUUAUUUCUGUCUCAUUUAAUAUUUUUUUUGCGUUUCUCGGCUUCUUUACUUCAACUCAUAAACAAGAUUCAAUCGCUAAGGCAUCAUACGAAAAUGGAUUUCCCUCGGAUCUCGAACCUGCCCGGAGCGAAAUUGAAUUAGUCGUUAAAAGUUUCUCAGGGGGUGUCGAAUUGAAUAGCGAAGGCCACUUCUUCACAGAUCAGGGGGGACACGAAUACGUUGGACCACCCGAAUCAGCAGUUGAUGAAGCGUGGGAAAUGCUUCUAGGAGGAUUGAAUCUUGACUUCGAUAAAAAUGAAGUAAAUCUAGCAGACUCGACGUUCCAAUGGCCAGAAUCAGGCUUCUACUUCAGCGGGCUGGAUGUAUAUCAUUCACUCCAUUGUUUGAACCGUCUCCGUCAGGCGAUGUAUCCCGAUUACUACACCCAUGUUUUCGACAGGCCAAUGGAUCCAUCACGCGUUAACCACAUAGGUUUGUUAGAUCACUGCAUUAACCAUAUCCGGCAGUCACUCCAAUGUCACGCAGACCUAACGCCUAUGGAAUGGAGGCUCGUUGGGUCUAAAAUCAUUUUGAAGACGGAUACUCGCCACACUUGCAGAAAUUUUGACAAGAUUCAUGCUUGGGCAACUUCACAACGUACUCGGUUUGAGACCAUUCAAAGUUUCCUUAACGGCAGCCUUCGUAUUGUAGAUUAG
Messenger RNA from Hyaloscypha bicolor E, 816 nucleotides. RefSeq lists its product as uncharacterized. Lineage: Eukaryota; Fungi; Ascomycota; Leotiomycetes; Helotiales; Hyaloscyphaceae. The coding region runs from base 1 to 816 and encodes 271 amino acids. The record is from RefSeq and is a predicted model, not a curated record. Gene Ontology annotation, biological process: mycotoxin biosynthetic process. The transcript has 5 exons.